CCACUUUCGGUUUUCCAUUUCCCCCAUGCGCUCUCAUUCAACAAGAACCAAAUUCCGAUGAUGCCCUGGUUUCGUUUCCCCGCUCCGAACCUUUUCCACCCUUUAACUGUAGAAACUGUCCCACCGAAGUGAGGCCAUUCCAGUCAUUCGAAGAUCGAAACCCACUGCUAUCUAUACGUGUACGCCUUUGACCGGGAUGCCCGUAGAAAGGUCUUCCGGGCGAAAAAUUCUCUUCAGCCUCUCGCUAUAUCUCGCUCUCUCUCGCUCUUUAGAUCUUCGCACAAUUUGGUGAGCUUCCGGAUUGAAAAUGGCGGAGAACAAUCCGACGAUGCACGCGGUCUGCUACGAGUCUUAUGGCGGAGGAGCCGCCGGGUUGAAGCAUGUGGAUGUACCGGUUCCUGCACCUAAGAAGGAUGAGGUUUUGCUGAAACUAGAAGCAAUCAGUGUAAAUCCUUAUGAUUGGAGAAUGCAGAAAGGAAUGAUGAGACCAUUUCUUCCGCGCAAGUUCCCUCAGAUACCUGCCUCGGAUGUAGCAGGAGAGGUUGUUAAGGUUGGGCCAGCAGUCAAGAAAUUUAAACCUGGUGACAAAGUCGUAGCCACGCUCAGCAUCUUUACAGGAGGUGGAUUAGCUGAGUUCAAUGUUGCAAAGGAGAACCUAACAGUGGCAAGGCCCCCUGAAGUAUCAGCCCCAGAAGGGGCAGGUUUACCCAUGGCCGGUAUCACUGCUCUCCAAGCCCUCACCCAAGUUGCUGGGGUAAAGCUGGAUGGGAGCGGGCCACUCAAGAACAUCCUGAUCACCGCUGCCUCAGGUGGCGUUGGCCACUACGCGGUUCAACUUGCGAAGCUGGGAAACACACACGUGACCGCAACUUGUGGGACCCGCAACAUUGACUUAGUCAAGAGCCUCGGUGCUGACGAGGUCCUCGACUACAAGACCCCGGAGGGAGCUGCCUUGAAGAGCCCAUCCGGCAAGAAGUACGACUUCGUGGUCCACUGUGCACAAGCUUUCCCCUGGUCGGUCUUCGAGCCGAACUUGAGCGACCGUGGCAGAGUGAUAGAUCUCAGUCCAGGCGUUGGUGGCAUAAUGACUUUUGUUGUCAAGAAGCUCACCUUCUCCAAGAAGCAGCUUGUGCCAAUGAUUGCAAUACUCAAAGGUGAGGAUCUGGAAUUUCUGGUUAAGUUGGCUAAGGAAGGGAAGCUCAAGACCUUCAUCGACUCGACGCAUCCGUUGAGCAAAGCUGAAGACGGUUGGGCAAAGUCUCUCAGUGGUCGUGCCACUGGUAAGAUUAUUGUAGAGCCACAAGACUAAGUACUGGUGUUAUUUUGCUGUAUUUUUUCUGUACGUAUUUUAUGUAAUAAUGUGUUUCUCGUUCAUGCCUAUGACCGGUGGGUUGGGACCUUUGAAAUGAGAAACAGGCUCAAACUAGCCGAUGGCAAACUUAUGUGUUAAUCUAGUUUGUUGAUUAUUG
Molecule: messenger RNA, 1469 nt
Organism: Eucalyptus grandis
Lineage: Eukaryota; Viridiplantae; Streptophyta; Magnoliopsida; Myrtales; Myrtaceae
Product: chloroplast envelope quinone oxidoreductase homolog
Exons: 4
Coding region: 308-1309 (333 amino acids)
Molecular function (GO): oxidoreductase activity
Source: RefSeq, a predicted model, not a curated record